Messenger RNA from Acipenser ruthenus (sterlet), 2953 nucleotides. RefSeq names its product E3 ubiquitin-protein ligase RAD18-like. The record is from RefSeq and is a predicted model, not a curated record. Gene Ontology annotation, molecular function: single-stranded DNA binding; ubiquitin protein ligase activity. Bases 124 to 1476 code for a protein of 450 amino acids. Gene Ontology annotation, biological process: DNA damage tolerance; protein monoubiquitination. Gene Ontology annotation, cellular component: nucleus; Rad6-Rad18 complex. The transcript has 13 exons. Lineage: Eukaryota; Metazoa; Chordata; Actinopteri; Acipenseriformes; Acipenseridae.
UUUCCCCCACCGUCACUUCCUUGUGUCUGUAAACGGCGCGCGCUUGUUGAAUGGUUUUCACUGAAAAUAUUGUGUUAAAAAAGCAAGUAUGAGGAGUUAACUGUUUUAUUUAACGAUAUUAGAAUGGCACAGUUUUUGACUGAACCGGAUUGGCCCCAAAGUUUGACAUGUCUUAAAAAUAUAGAUGCCCUGCUGAGGUGUACUAUCUGUUUUGAUUACAUAGACAUUGCCAUGAUGAUUCAACAGUGUUCACACAACUAUUGUUCAUUAUGUAUAAGGAAGUUCUUGUCUCUCAAAACUCAGUGCCCACUGUGCAAUCUGACUGUGACUGAAUCAGAUUUGAGAAAUAACAGAGUACUUGAUGACCUUGUGAAGAGCUUCCGAUCUGUAAGGCAGCAGUUUUUGCAGAUUGAUUCCGAAUCUCCACCAAAGACCCCACAGGCACCUGGCAAAGUAAGCCGGGCAAAUUGUAAAGGACCCAUCAGGAAAAAAGUGCAGGAAAAUACGUUACGUAACAGCUUUCUUCAGAAAGCAAACCCUGAAUCACAAUCUUCCUGUACAGACAUAAGACCCAAGACUAUUAAGGUAGAGCCCCUGGAGAUUCCUACAGGAUCUGCAUCCAGUAUGUCUUCCAACCCUGAACAACCUUCAACUUCUUUGGGAGUUAAACAAUUUAUAAAAGUGGAAUGUCCAGCAUGCGGACUUGGCAUUUCUGAGCAGUAUAUCAACAAACAUCUGGACAUCUGUCUGACGAAGAGUGAGAAAAAGGAGAGCCUGAGAAGGACCUCUCUUUCCAGCUCUGUUGCCAAAAGGAAACCCAUGGCCAAAGUGGUUUAUGACCUGCUGUCUGAUCGGGACCUAAAGAAAAGACUAAAGGCGCUCACCCUUUCCACACAGGGAACCAGGCAGCAGCUCAUUAAAAGGCACCAGGAGUAUGUGCAAAUGUACAAUGCUCAGUGUGACUCAUUAAACCCCAAAUCAGCUCAAGAAAUUGUAAACGAAGUUGAAAAGAAUGAGAAGAUGAUGGCACAAUAUGACAGACAAUCCAAUAGUGUGAUGGUGUUUUCAAAGAAUCAAACAGAAGAAGAAAUUGAUGAAAUACAUGCACAAUACCGUAAACAGCACAAGAGCGAGUUUCAUCAUCUGAUUGAGAAGGUGAGAGGUCGCUGGAAUUCAGGAAAAAGGAAGAUUAAAGAAGAGCCAAUAGAAGAAGGAUCUUAUGAAGGAGAAUGCUCAACAGUGUUAGACGGUAAGAAGCCAUACAGAGACGUGACGACACCAGAGGCUUACAAACCCAAGUCUGAAUCGGAAGUUUCUUUGAAAGAUGAAUCACUCCUUAUGAAUGAAAUCCAGGCACCCUCAAGUCCUUCAUUAUCUAUGAUUUCAAUUAGCAGCUCCUGUUCAGACAUUUUCAAUUUUGAAGUUACAGAUGAACAUGAAGACCACACUAACAAUACUCUGGAAACAAAAACUUAAAAAAAGAUUCAGAAAUGAGAAGUGAUCCACAAGUGAUGGCAUGGAUGUUGAAGAUAAAACCAUUGGAACAUCAGGACAUUGAAAUGUAAUUCACUUAUCUACUGUGCAAAGACUUCCAGACCUUCUACAUCAGGAUCCCUAACAUUGUGGAGAAAUAACUGGACUUGACCUCUGGUUUCACUGCAGCAUUGGAAAUGUAUGUAAAGGAUGUGUCAGUAAAGAAGCAAAUAAUUGUUUUCAAAUGUAAUUGUGGCAGAGAUUUUUUUUUUUUUUUGGCCCAGUUUUACUUUGAAUGUUUGUCAUAUUCAGAAGAAAAGUUUUAGGAAUUAACAGUCUGGUUUGUAAAUACAAUGUAUUUUAAUUUUGUAUCGUUUAAAGGAUUUCUAAAAACACAGAUCAGUGUGACUAGAUAUGCUGCCUAAUUGAAACUGAAUGUGCAACAGAUGUCCAUGUGUUGAUAAUUGAUUAUCAAAGCAAAGCCAGUCCUUGGUUCUUCUUUUGUCUGUUCCUGUUCCUCGGGGUGAAGAGUCAUGCCUGCGUGGAUAGCCAGGGAGAGUGAACCAGAUGGAUCCACCAAGAUUAUCGACCCUCCAUCCUCAUUCUCUUGAAUUAAAAUGUGUAAAUUAAAGCUCUCAAGCACAAGUACAACUGGACCCUGUCUAAACCAACCUAGAAAUGAACUAGAACAAGAGUGAUGCACUCUACUUGUCACGUUACCAUGGGCACAAACUCCAUCAACUCCAGUAGUGCCUUGCAAAAUACACCAGCAGCUUUGCUUGUUAGCUGACAGGAGUACAUUCUAUUUGGGAAUAGUGGAACAUGAUGUCAUGUGUACAGACAGCACGAUGUGGAUGAGAUGUUACAGAAAGGUCAGUUUCCACUUGUUCUCAACCAAGAAAAGAAACUACCAGCAGUUAAAUACAAACCACUUUGAGAAACUCUCUUUAUGAACACUCUUUAUGAAGACAUUACUGUAGAUAUGAUAUUGCAAAUAUUAUGUAACUGGGAGUAAAUAUGAAGCCAGGAAUCUCGUGGGAUAUUGACAGAAACGUAAUGAUAUAUUCCUAUUCUCUCAGUUUUAAAAUCAUUCUGAAUUCAGCAUCAAUCCAGCUUUAUAUACAAAGUCUAAAUAAAAUAUUUUAUUCAUCACCCUUUGCUAGACAAUAAUGAUUUUUUAUACAGACACAUGUCUGGCACAUUGUCAGAAAGGCUUAACCUUUUCUGGCUGUUUGACUUCUGAGUGCAGCAACUCAUAAUGACAUUGGACAGGUCACUAAUCACCAGGUAAGUGGUUUCUAUCAUCAUGACAUCACAAAGGCUGGCUUUAUCUCUGGGUUAAAGCAAAGACAUUCCAGCAAGGAAAGUUACAUCCUCAGUUUGAUACUUAGCUACAAUAUAAAACCAAUCGACGUGUUCCAUAUCUAGAAGGGUUCAAAUCCAUAUUUUUUGUACUGCAGUAAAACCAUACCAGCAACCU